This is a messenger RNA of Umbelopsis ramanniana AG, 1480 nucleotides long. RefSeq lists its product as uncharacterized. Lineage: Eukaryota; Fungi; Mucoromycota; Umbelopsidomycetes; Umbelopsidales; Umbelopsidaceae. The coding region runs from base 291 to 1388 and encodes 365 amino acids. The record is from RefSeq and is a predicted model, not a curated record. The transcript has a single exon.
UUGAGCGACAUACGGUUGUCACAGCUGCAGUUUGUGACAUACGCCAACCAUAUAUACAGCCAACAGCACCAGUACCGACUAUAGCGAACGAAAGGAGUAUGAAUACGAAUAAAGCUAAAGUACAGACUACUUGAUCCCACUUACCGAUCAAGGCUUUGAGAUUUUGCAAAGGUGCAGCCAUUUGUAACGAUUGACAAUUGGGAGUUAGUUGGGAGAACAACGUGGGGAUUAAAAAAAGUGUCAAAAAGUAGGAUGUCUUGCUUUUUAACUUUCGCAGUUACUCAGCAGAUAUGCCAGUUUAUUGCUUCGGGUCCAAUGGCAAUGGUCAGCUAGGGAUUGGUCACGACAUAGAUCUUCGAAUACCAGAGAAGUGCUCUUUGAACGUUCCGGACUCUUCCAUAGCCAAAAUAACGGCAGGUGGUAACCACUCAGCAUUACUGACAACCGACGGCGACAUCUAUUUCUGUGGCGAUAAUAGUCAAGGUCAAUGUGCUGACGUGACCUCCAGCACCUUUCAGAAAUCACAAACGUUAGCUGGAAAAAACUGGAAAGAUGUUGCGUGCGGCUGGUCUUUCACUAUCCUUGUCGAUAACUUUGGACAAGCGUACUCGCUAGGCGCGGGUAACCGCGGAGAGCUUGGUCACGAUGAUAAGCUCUUCAAAACAAACAUGGCCGUCGCCAUCAGAGGCGUAAACCGAAUUGCCACUAUUGCAUGUGGCUACCGACAUGUGGUUGCUUUGUCCAUAGACGGUGUGGCUAUGGGUUGGGGCUCCAAUAGCUCCGGUCAACUCGGCACGGCUGCAUUUCAUGACAAGAAAACGAAGUCCGUCUUACCGACUAUCAUUUUCCAGGAUAACGUAGCUGCAAUCGCUUGCGGCCAAACGCACUCUGUGUUUUUGGAUGGGGCUGGAAAAGUAUAUACCCUGGGGCUCAACAAAUAUGGUCAACUCGGCAAAUUCGAUCCAUUAGAACGGGAUCGAUCAGACCAGCCAACGCUCAGUCUUUUGCCUGCACGAGCAGUCAAUAUUUCAUGUGGAUGGCAUAAUACCGUUGUGCUCACAGACACCCACGAAAUAUGGGGUUGGGGGAGAAAUGAUCAUGGACAGCUGAAGGGCAUUGAAGCUACGGGAGAUGGAUGGCGAGACAAACCGGUCAACUUGGCGUGGAAACCUGUUCGCUUGCAACAACCAAGUACAGCUCAGGACAUGAUCUGCGGGUCGGAACAUGUGCUAUGUAUAUCCAACGGCGCUGUGUAUGCAUGGGGCUGGAAUGAACACGGCAACUGCGCUACCACUGAUGCGGAUGUGUUUGCGCCCUAUGCUUUGUCGCUCGCCAAUCCCAGGAUGGUUGCAGCUGGAUGUGCCACGUCGUGGGUUAUAGCAGACUGACCUUUGCUCGAUCGCCAUACCAAUAGAUUACAUAUGAUGACAAGGGCUAAUUUAGUACCACCUGUAAAUAUAAAAGACUGCUUAUAAUCAUA